AUGUCCCAAAACAUUGACAAGGUCCGCAAAGCUUUGGUCGGAACUUGGAAACUAUGUUCCUACGUGAGCCGACCAAGUGGCCAAUAUGGAUCAGUCGGCUAUCCUAUGGGCAAGGACGUUGAAGGAUACAUCAUCUAUUCUUCGGACGGUUUCAUGUCUGCUCAGCUUAUGACACCGGGAUCCGUGAAAUACUCUUCGGAGGAUUUCCUGAACCCAAAGCAGGAUGAGGCAGCUGAUGCGGCGCGACACUAUUUGGCUUAUUCCGGUCCUUAUGAACUCCUUGAACACGAGGGGAAACUUGUGGUGAAACAUCACAUGGAUAUAUCUGUGGUUCCAAACUGGGCCGGGCAUCACCAGUUGCGAUUCUGUGACUGGAGAGGUGACGAGCUCACCUUGGGCCCUCUAGAGCCGUGGCUUCUCAACAUCCAGGGCGAACGUGUCGACCAGUUCCUGACAUGGAAGAAGGUGGUUCCUCAGUAA
Messenger RNA from Penicillium argentinense, 480 nucleotides. Its product is annotated as lipocalin-like domain-containing protein. The transcript has 2 exons. The record is from RefSeq and is a predicted model, not a curated record. Lineage: Eukaryota; Fungi; Ascomycota; Eurotiomycetes; Eurotiales; Aspergillaceae. Bases 1 to 480 code for a protein of 159 amino acids.